Molecule: messenger RNA, 1545 nt
Organism: Thrips palmi
Lineage: Eukaryota; Metazoa; Arthropoda; Insecta; Thysanoptera; Thripidae
Product: putative ammonium transporter 2
Exons: 10
Coding region: 1-1545 (514 amino acids)
Biological process (GO): ammonium homeostasis; ammonium transmembrane transport
Cellular component (GO): membrane
Molecular function (GO): ammonium channel activity
Source: RefSeq, a predicted model, not a curated record
AUGGAGGACACAGCGGACCCCGGGGCCGCCUCGGUGCAGCGGGCCAACCAGACGCGCCUGCAGCCCGCCAUUCCCGGCAUCUACAACCUCACCCAGGAGGACUCCAACUGGAUGGUCACGUCGGCCUUCAUCAUCUUCACCAUGCAGACAGGUUUCGGUCUUUUGGAGUCCGGCUGUGUCUCCCAGAAAAACGAAAUCAACAUCAUGAUGAAGAACCUGGUGGACAUCUUCCUGGGUGGCUUCACCUACUGGCUGUUCGGUUUCGCCACAUCCUUCGGCCACUCCACGCUGCGCAACCCCUUCAUCGGCUGGGGCGACUUCGCGCUCGACUCGGAGGACUCGGACCCCAACAUGGGGGCUCUCUUCACGGUGUUCCUGUUCCAGAUGUCGUUCGCCACCACGGCCACCACCAUCGUGUCUGGCGCCAUGGCCGAGCGGUGCAAUUUCAAGGCGUACUGCGUCUUCUCCUUCCUCAACACCAUCGUCUACUGCAUCCCCGCCGGCUGGGUCUGGAGCGAGACGGGCUUCCUCAACGAGAUGGGCGUGGUGGACAUCGCGGGCUCGGGGCCCGUGCACCUCGUGGGCGGCAUGUCAGCACUGGCCUCGGCGAUCAUGCUGGGCCCCCGUCUGGGCCGCUAUGACCUCGGGAACCAGCCGAUGCCUUUGGGGACGCCCGUCAACGCCGUCAUGGGUCUCUUCGUGCUGUGGUGGGGCUGGCUGGCUUUCAACUCGGGAAGCACGCUGGGGGUGUCGGGGGCCAAGUGGCACUACUCGGCCAAGGCGGCCGUCAUGACCCUGCUGGCCUCCUUCGGGGGAGGCUUCAUGGGGCUGGGCUACACACUGGUGCGCAACGCGGGCAACGUGGAAGUCAUCGACCUCAUCAACGGCGUCCUCGGCGCCCUCGUGUCCGUCACAGCGGGAUGCUUCCUGUACACCUCGUGGGAGGCGCUGUUGAUUGGCUUCAUCGGCGCCGGCAUCACGUGCUCCACCAUGCCGCUGUUCGACUGGCUGCACGUCGACGACCCCGUGGGGGCCACCUCAGUGCACGGCAUGGCGGGAAUGUGGGGAGUCCUCUCAGUGGGGCUGUUCGCCUCGGCGCCACCCGACAUGCCCGCGACACAGGGCCGCUCCGGUGUCGCACACGGAGGGGGCUUCUACCUGCUGGGAGUUCAGACACUGUCAGUUCUGUGCUUAAGUGGCUGGUCCUUCGCGUCCACCAUGGUCCUCCUUUGGUUGAUCGACAAGGUGGUGCCCAUCCGGCUGGGGCCGCACGAGGAGCUCAUCGGCGCCGACCUGGUGGAGCACCGCGUCAAGCACGAGGGCGUGGGCGUCAACGAGGCGUUGGCCAUCCUGGCGGACCACUUCGACUCGGCGUUGCUGUCGCAAAUACGGUCAAUCGGCACCAACCCAGGCCACGAGGCGUACCUGGCGACGCACUUCAAGCCCGCCAAGCUGGCGCGGCAGCGUGACAACAAGGACAACAACGUGGCCGUGCUCAUGAGGGCGCUGUCCGGGGACGACAAGCAGUACGCGUGGGUGGACUAG